UAUCCUUUAAGCUUUAGCACCCGCUUCUCGAAGAGGCACUCUAUGUAGAUGGACAUGCAUUAACCAGGUCAACACCAGUGGGGAUUAUAUCUGUACUUUCUGAACCAUAUGAGAAACAAGCUCUGGGUCGGAACCCUCGGCAGCAGCUUAGCCACCUCUGGCUCACUGCUCAGAACUCAAAGUCAGUGACGUCAACUGCAGGAUGCAUUCUAGCAUACGUUUAGAUCCCUGAUGCAAAGCUUGAGAGUUGUUGUGACGAGUUUUGUCAUCAGGUCCUCUGGCCUUGCCUUCAUUGCACCGUCCCAGACAGCCAAAAAGCAAAGCUCUUCGAGAGGCGUCCUUCAAGUAGUACGCGCCCUCAACAAGCGUUUUUUUGCAGACGCUAUCAAGGGUGUGUGGAAAGAGGGCGAUGUCGACUCACUCCACGCUUAACUCAGCUAAAUGCACGCAAUCCACUCAGCGUGCGGUUUUGGACUACCACCCGAUACUCCCCCUCCACCAAUGUACUCGCAUACCCGCCUUCGCUCGCGCUCCCACUGAAUUCUUCAUGCAUGUUACUUUCCCGAGUAGCGAGAUUUCCAGCAUCAGCAUCCGAGAACACCUCCUGCGCAGUGCGGACCUUGUGGGGCUCCGGCCCGCGAGCUAUUGCGAGGCAUUUUAGUCCUAGUUUGGGCAAAUAUUAAUGCCCUCUCCAUAGCUCUGAGCGUCCAUCGUGCGAUUCAAGUCUAGACUUCUCGGACCAUAUGCCAUGACAAUACUAGAUCUCAGAUUCUACCUUUGCCUGUACAUUCGACCGUAAUUAAUAUGUGGAGCCCACACGUUAACAUGUUCUGGAUUGUUUAUCCACCGCCCCUGUGGUUCUGCCUACACUCUCUCCCUGAAGUCCGCCAGGCGCACCCAUCCUGAUAGAGCUGCGGAGUACAGAAAUAA
This is a messenger RNA of Suillus paluster, 930 nucleotides long. RefSeq lists its product as uncharacterized. The transcript has 8 exons. Bases 410 to 661 code for a protein of 83 amino acids. The record is from RefSeq and is a predicted model, not a curated record. Lineage: Eukaryota; Fungi; Basidiomycota; Agaricomycetes; Boletales; Suillaceae.